CCGGCUGCGCGCACGCGCACCGCGCCCUGCGUGCGCCGCGCGCACUUCCGGGUCACUGCGGCCAUGGAGGCCGGGCAGGGACCCGGCCCCGGCGGCGACACGGCCGAGAGGGAAGUACCAAAGCCCUAUGUUCCAACAGAGGAAGAAAGAAGACUCCUCAAGGAAUGUGCUGAAGAGAGUUUUCGCUAUAGAGCUUUUCCUUUGGCUGCAGUGAGCAUGCUUGGUACUAGUUUCUUAAUUAGAAAAGGUGUUCUAAGAGAUACCUCAAGAUUUGGCUCUUUUAUUAAAGUUGCAUUUGCUGGAAUGUGUGGAUACCUGGCUGGAAAGAUAUCCUACUUGCCAAUCUGUAGCGAGAAAUUUAAGAAACUGAAGGAUUCCCCAAUAGGAGAUGUUCUACGACAAGCUCAGAGACAUAGUUCACCUAAUCGUUCCAGUCGUAAAUCUGAAUUUUCAGACAUGCCUUCUCAGUCAUUUACUGAGUCAUCUUCUCCAAGAGCUGGAUUCCCACCUUCUUCUAGCUAUUCAGAUGAUUACAGCUCAACAGAUAGAGCCCUCUCAAGUUAUGAGCCUGUUCCAUUCAGUGCUUCUCUGAAUGAAUCUUCACCUACAGGAAUUACUGACUACACUGUUCAAGAACCUGCUCCAAUUCCAGAAGAAAGUCGUAAAAAAAAAGGCAUCACAUACGAGGAACUAAGGAAUAAACACAGACAGACAUACGAGGUAAUGCAACCACCAAAGGCAGAAACUCCAAGCAAGCUUUCACAGGAAAAACCAGCUAAGGAAGUUAAAGUAAAUAAAUAUGGAGAUACCUGGGAUGAGUAAGAGUCAAAUGAAGAACUGAAGAAAAUUACCUCCUGUCAGCUAACUUGAACUUCAUCUAGAUUAGUCAUGAGUAUCAGCACCUUUGGUGUGCUCUGCCAGACACAACUAAUAAUAAAUGAGGAGAAAAUCCUGACUUCUCAGAAAAUUUAAAAUUGUAUUUAUGCUGAAUUUUUUUUUAAUUUUGCAUAAAUGAAAAGCAAGGCUACUCUGAGGUGUCAUGACUAUAAACCAUUUGUGCUGUUGUUUAAGAAUGAGAAAGGUAAUAUGAACAUAGAUCAUAAGGUAAAAAUACAUGUAAAUAAAUGCAAUCCCAUGUAUCGAGAAGGGAACAAUAUCAGAAUCUUCUCAAAUUUUCAAGACUUGCAUUAAAAGUUACCUGUAGAACUCAA
This is a messenger RNA of Haemorhous mexicanus (house finch), 1211 nucleotides long. RefSeq names its product OCIA domain containing 1 (gene OCIAD1). Gene Ontology annotation, cellular component: endosome. The coding region runs from base 64 to 822 and encodes 252 amino acids. The transcript is spliced from 8 exons. Lineage: Eukaryota; Metazoa; Chordata; Aves; Passeriformes; Fringillidae. The record is from RefSeq and is a predicted model, not a curated record.